Molecule: messenger RNA, 2267 nt
Organism: Salvia miltiorrhiza (redroot sage)
Lineage: Eukaryota; Viridiplantae; Streptophyta; Magnoliopsida; Lamiales; Lamiaceae
Product: zinc finger protein CONSTANS-LIKE 9-like
Exons: 6
Coding region: 396-1607 (403 amino acids)
Molecular function (GO): zinc ion binding; protein binding
Source: RefSeq, a predicted model, not a curated record
AACUACACUUUCUCUCUCCUCUCUCCUGCACUUUUUAUCACUUUUCCCAUUAAUUUAUUCACCUUCUCUCAAACAACUCAGCCCCCAAAAUCCCAAUCUUUUUCUGCUCAGAGAGAGAGAGGGCGCAAUUCCUUCGAGAAAGUAAUAAAGUAACCUGGCGUUUCUGAUCCGAAGGGAAUUUAUCCACCCCUGUUUCCAGUAUCUUUAUCGGUUACUUACUGAGGACUGUUGCAUUUGGUGGCAUCAUUUUCAUUCCUUUUCGGGUUUUGAUAUUCGUAAAUCGUAUAGUGUUAUAUAUCCAAUCGUGGAGCAUUGCCCAAGUUCAUCGUGAUUCUCUAGAGUACCUGGUUUCUGGGGCCGAAUAAGUUGUUAGACGAAACUGUCCAAAUUGAAACAUGGGUUAUCUUUGUGAUUUCUGUGGGGAGCAAAGAUCCAUAGUGUUCUGUCGGUCUGAUGCAGCUAGUUUAUGUUUGUCUUGUGACUGCACUGUCCAUUCUGCAAAUGCCCUCUCUAGGCGUCACUCGAGGACACUUGUUUGUGAAAGAUGCAAUUCUCAGCCAGCUUUUGUUCGAUGCAUCGAGGAGAAGGCAUCACUUUGCCAGAAUUGUGAUUGGAUGGGACAUGUUAACUCAAAUGUAAGUCCUGCACAUAAGAGACAGCCUGUUAAUUCUUACUCCGACUGCCCUUCAGCUUCAGAACUUUCUGCUGUUUGGCCUUUUCUCUUCAAUUCUCCCCCAGUCGGAGAUGCUGCGUGUGAGCAGGAAAUGGGUUCAAUGAGUAUUAAUGAUAAAAGAACAAUAGAUCGCCAAGACCCCCAAGAAAAAGCUAACAUUCAGAAUGAAUCAUUACGGGUGGAAGCUAGCAGCCAGCUUAAUAUGGACUUGGAUAAAUCAGCAGGUUGGAUGGAGUCAUUAAAUCCUCUUGAUCAGCCGACUGCAUCUACUAGCUCUUCCAUGCUCAAGGCUCCCCUAUCAGCAGCAAAAGGGCGUGCUUUGUAUGAGGAUGAUGGUUGCUAUGAUAAUCUCAAUAUGGAUGAGAUUGACUUGGGUUUUGAUAACUACGACGAACUUUUUGGUAUGGCUCUUGAUAAUCCAAAAAAUAUUUUUGGUAACGAUGGGAUAUUUGGGAUGAAAGACAUGUCUACAUCCAACUGUCAAGGUGCUUCCGCUGCUGAGGUAUCAUCAACUGGAGGGUUGAAUCCGACGCGACCAGCUUGCAGCAAUGUAGCAUCUGCAGAUUCUGUUAUUAGCUCCAAAACUGAACCCAACUUAUGUUUCACAAAGCAGGCACACUCGGGCCUCUCAUUUUCCGGUCUUACUGGGGAAACCACUGGUGCAGAUUAUCAAGAUUGUGGAGUUUCAUCAAUGGCGAUCGUGGGGGACCCACCAUGGUACCCUCCAGGUCCUGAAAGUUCCAUACCUUCUACUAGCAGGACCAAUGCUGUCAUGCGGUACAAAGAAAAGAAGAAGUCAAGGAUGUUUGAGAAGAAGGUGAGGUACGAGUCCCGCAAGGCAAGAGCAGAUGUACGGAGGCGUGUGAAGGGACGCUUUGUCAAGGCUGGUGAAACUUAUGACUAUGAUCCACUGAGCCCAAGCAAGAGCUACUAAGGGAAAAAGAAAUCAAGGAUAGAAAGGAGCAAUACUAAAUGUAUGACCGAAACCUUCCUUGAUGGUGAUAUAUGGUAUGAACAGAUACCGCUGGUCGACUCAUGCUGAUUUCUCCUUCCCCCUCUAUAGCUCCAAAUGUUUAUUCACCAUGGAAGGAGACGAGAAUCCCCCGACUGCACUGCACUCACCAGCUAGUUUAGAUUAGUAUUGCCAGUGAGGAUAAGGGAAAGAGCCUCCUUUCAAGGUACACAUUUUUCAUUAUAUUAAUUUAUCUAGUGGAACAACAAUUCUUCGCGGCCAGUGCAUAUUCGCGUGUAGAUGGCAGGGAUCGGAUUUGCCCAGUCGAGGAAACUCUGGUUGUUCGUAUGCAAACGUCGUAGUAAAUAGUGUCUGUCUGAGAGCUUUGGUGGACUAGAAGAAAGGAUGAACUGUGUUGCUAUGUGUUUUUUCUCCUUUCCCCCCAUGUUAGAUGACAUGUAUAACUCAUUCAUUAUAGCUGUAGUGUUAGCACGAAGGCUGAGAUUUGUUGUUUUUAUAAAAGCCUCAUUUCUUAUUUGUUUAUACAUGUAGACACCAAUUGGUGAAUUUUGUUGUGAUGGUUUGAAUGUGGUGUUUUUCACCUGCUUGCUAUUUUAUAAAUAGAGAAAAUUUGUGUUUUAA